CGCUCCUCAUUCCUUUUCGGAGGAGGAGUGAGCAUAUCCGUAACAGGGCCUCUUGGCCUGAGGGGAGGGCGCGCAUGCUCAGGAUGGUGACUGCCAAGGUGUGGGUUCUGAAGAAGCAUUUUGAGGGUUUCCCCAAAACCAGUGACUUCAACCUAAAAAAGAUAGAGCUGCCAAACCUAAAGGAUGGAGAGUUGCUGCUUGAAUCAGUGUUUCUCAGUGUUGAUCCUUACAUGAGACCUUACAGUCAAAGGGACAUGAAGGAAGGAGACAUAAUGAUAGGGACACAGGUUGCCAGGAUUGUAGAAAGCAAUAAUCCUGCUUUCACAGUGGGGGCCUUUGUUGUGGCUAGAAGUGGCUGGAGAACUCAUUUCAUCUCUGAUGGGAAAGACCUACAACUCCUUCCUUCCACUUGGCCAGAAUCACUCCCCAAAUCUCUGGCUCUUGGGACGGUUGGCAUGCCAGGCCUCACUGUGUAUUUUGGUCUGCUGGAGGUCUGCAAGAUGAAGCUAGGAGAGACAGUGCUGGUUAAUGCUGCAGUUGGUGCUGUGGGCUCUGUGGUGGGGCAGCUUGCUAAAAUUGGGGGUUGCAAGGUGUUGGUUGGCUGUGCUGGCUCAGAUUACAAGGUUGCCUAUCUGAAAAAAAUAGGCUUUGAUGGAGCCUUUAAUUACAAGACUGUUGUAUAUCUCGAUGAAGCACUGCGGAAAGCCUCUCCUGAUGGCUAUGACUGUUUCUUUGACAACGCGGGUGGAGAAUUUGCCAGUAUUGCUAUCAACCACAUGAAGAAAUAUGGAAGGAUUGCAGUCUGUGGAGCCAUCUCUCAGUACAAUGACUCUGUGCCUCAGAAAGGGCCUUAUGUGCAGGUUCCAAUGAUCUUCAAAGAGCUUCAAAUGGAAGAAUUUAUUGUGACCCAUUGGAAUAACCGCUGGGAGGAAGGUCUGAAGGCCCUGCUAAAAUGGGUCGUGGAGGGAAAAGUGAAAUGCCAUGAACAAGUCACUGAAGGAUUUGGGAACAUGCCAAUGGCAUUCAUUGGAAUGUUAAAGGGAGAAAAUCUUGGAAAAGCCAUUGUGAAAGUCUGAAGGUCACAUAUUCCUGGAGGACUGGCGUAGGAGAAUGUGAUUAAGUGCUUUUAACUCACUGAUUGAAAGGUGUGCUUCGGUCAUUUUGCUGGACAUUUGGUGAUGAUACCUUCCUGUUAAUAAUUGGGCUAAUAAGUGUAAGUAUAUGCCAGUUGCUUUGCUCUUGAAGAACUUGAGAGUUGCUUCCCAAAGCUACACAAAAAAAUGUGCCUUAAAACUGCUGAACUUCAUCAGAACUCUAACAGAUUUAAUAGCAGCUUGAACCUUUCUGCGACUCAACUUGUAGAAAGGAAAAGCAAUUCCAAAAGCUUUGCCACCUGAUCACAUGUCUGAUGACUAAUGUUUACCCAUUGGUUUGGCCCAGAACUCGGCAAAAGGGAUGUUUUUAACCAGUAUCAAGGAGCAAAACACAGGCUAACACCUGGGGGUUCCUAGCUUCCUCAUGGCUGGCUUUUGGGGUUUUUUUACUUUCAUCAGGAAAUGUAGAUAUCUCAGUUAUUCUGAGAUUAUGGAAAGAAAAAAUAAAUCUGUUAAUGGAUA
Molecule: messenger RNA, 1616 nt
Organism: Harpia harpyja (harpy eagle)
Lineage: Eukaryota; Metazoa; Chordata; Aves; Accipitriformes; Accipitridae
Gene: PTGR1
Product: prostaglandin reductase 1
Biological process (GO): prostaglandin metabolic process
Cellular component (GO): cytoplasm
Molecular function (GO): 15-oxoprostaglandin 13-reductase [NAD(P)+] activity; 2-alkenal reductase [NAD(P)H] activity
Source: RefSeq, a predicted model, not a curated record